AUGGAGGAAAGUAAAAAGAAAAGAAAUCGCGAAGGUGACAUACAUUCGAAGAGUAUACCGCCACAUAAGAAGUCGAAAGAAGAUGCAACAAAUAACAAAGCAGUAGAUACAUCCCUACGUUUGAACAUGCCUAAGGGUUAUAAAAUGAUGGAAAUCAUGGGUUACAAAGAAGGUGAAAUAUUAGGUAAGAAUCGGAGCGCCCUAAAAGAACCUAUUAAAGUAGAAAUCAAACCCAAAAAACAGGGUAUUUGUACCAGUAAGCCUGACUCAUCCAUAGCAAGUGACAUGAAAAUGAGUAAACAAAAGUUCAUAAGAUGGAAAAGUGAAAAAAAGCAUAAAGAACGACUAGAAAAAAUCUGGUAUAGAAUCCAAAAAGUUGCUUUUGACAUGAUGGGUGAUUCUGAGUUAUACAAUCCAGGCCAAGAUCCGAGGGAUUUCAACGUACUUUGGAGGUCCUACGUUAUCCAACUAAAUGAAGAAUUAAAAGGCGGUAACUCUAAUAAUGACAGUAGUUAUAAUACAGAUGCGAAGGAUGGCAAGUCACAGAUAUCAGUGGAAGAGUUAGAGUCUUCGACUAUGCCCAAAAUCGAAAAAAAAGAAUAUACGCCCGUAGCAAUUAAUUACAAUACUUCAAUGGUUAGCGAUUCCACUACGGAUGACACUGAACUUGCUGCAUUAGAGGAAUUAAGCAUUGAGAAAAGGAUAACGAAAUUGAACAUAUUUUUGAGAUACGAGAGGUACUACUGUUUUUUUUGUGGGAUCAAGUAUAACGAUGAAUGUGAUCUCUAUGAGCAUUGUCCAGGUGUGAACGAAGAGGACCACGAAUGA
Messenger RNA from Saccharomyces mikatae IFO 1815, 828 nucleotides. RefSeq names its product Cmg1p (gene CMG1). The coding region runs from base 1 to 828 and encodes 275 amino acids. The transcript has a single exon. NCBI's taxonomy places the organism in Eukaryota, Fungi, Ascomycota, Saccharomycetes, Saccharomycetales, Saccharomycetaceae. Gene Ontology annotation, molecular function: nucleic acid binding. The record is from RefSeq and is a predicted model, not a curated record. Gene Ontology annotation, cellular component: kinetochore.